This is a messenger RNA of Cyclocybe aegerita, 1392 nucleotides long. The record is from the annotation of a GenBank genome assembly. NCBI's taxonomy places the organism in Eukaryota, Fungi, Basidiomycota, Agaricomycetes, Agaricales, Hemipholiotaceae.
AUGCCAUCUCUUUCUUCCCUCGCACCGCCGUCAUUCCGCAAUGUGCUCCUGUUGUCGACCAUCAUAAGAGUUGCCCUCAUCCUCUACAGCGAGUGGCAUGACGCUCGCUCUGUCGUAAAAUAUACCGACGUCGAUUAUCGCGUCUUCGCAGACGCGGCCGCGUUCCUCCUCCUCCCUGGACCAGAAACAACGAAUCGUGCUCAAGGACUAGUUAAGAGUCUACUUGGGCACACAUUAGAUGUCGGAGAUCCAUACACAAGGGAGACUUAUCGGUAUACCCCUCUGCUUGCGCUCCUGCUUACUCCGAAUGGCUGGCUACACUCCUCGUUCGGAAAAUACAUGUUUGCGCUAUGCGACAUUUUGAACGGCAUCCUCAUUUACCAGCUGCUCAAAACCGAGAUCCUGCCCGAACACGGGUCUGGGAAACUCAUUGACGCUACAAAACAGCCCUCAAGUGAAGAAGCUUCGUCAAGUUCAACAGAACACGUUGCCACUCUCUGUGCUGCAGCCCACCUCCUCAACCCCCUCGUCUUCUCCAUAUCCACGCGUGGUUCCUCCGAAUCCGUUCUUUCGUCGUUCGUCCUCGUUACACUUUAUGCCUCACUGAAAGGACGCUGGGAUUUGGCCGCUAUUUUCCUUGGGCUAAGUGCACAUUGGAAGAUAUACCCUAUCAUUUACGGUGUUGGGUGCCUAGGAGUGGUUGGCGGAUCUGGUCGUAAAGUGAGGGGUCUGGGAGAUUAUUUGCAGACGAUUGUGAAUAGGAAAACGAUUCGUUUCGCCGUGAUCGGUGGUGGCACUUUUUUGCUUCUUGGUGCAAUAUGUUAUGCCGUCUGGGGAUACCCUUUCCUCUACGAAUCCUAUCUCUACCAUCUCCACAGGCUGGACCACCGUCAUAAUUUUUCGCCGUACUUCUACCAAGUAUACCUUACCUAUCCCUCUCUCUCCGGACCCUCCUCCGAUGCACCGUCGCUCACGAGUCAAAUUUUAAGGUCGCCUUUAACGAGCUUCGUACCACAGAUGGGAUUGGCUUUUGGUCUCGGGCUUCUCUUUGGACGUAGGAAGGAAGACCUAGUGUUCACUUGGUUUGUGCAAACGGUGGUUUUCGUUGUCUUCAACAAGGUCUGCACCUCACAGUAUUUCCUUUGGUACAUCCUCCUAUUACCUCUCCUGAUUCCAAAACUAUCCUUCUCGAGGUGGGAAGCCAUCAGCUAUGUGGCUGUCUGGGUAGGCGCCCAGGCACUAUGGCUGAAUGAGGCGUACAAACUAGAGUUUUUGGGCCAGAAUGUGUUCUUCGGGUUGUGGGUUAGAGGCUUGAUAUACGUUGUCGGAAACUGCUGGGUUCUAGUGGGUGUCAUGCAUGCAUAUGCAAAGACGCCGACAAAGCAUGCAUGA